AUGGUCUCAAUAUUGACAGUGCACAAGACCACAACCCACUACACCACGCCGCCAGUUGCUAGCCGAAGGCUCCGAGUGCGGCCAUAUACGCGCUGGAAAACUUUCGACGAGUUUCCUCGGUCGCCUGUGGGGUUUAGCAGAAUUUCAUUUUUGAUUCCGAGUACUCUCACCUAGGCCUAUCCACCCACAAAGUCUCAAUUCUCAACUCGUUGUCGAGCGGAGACCAUGCCCUAGUUAGAAGUGUUUCUGAGCAUUUGAAAAAAAAACUGAACUUUUUUCAUAUUAAGCUUGUGAGGUUAGAAAAAUUAAGAAAUAAUGGGUGAUUUUGAAAAUUCUGAAUUUUUAGAGGAAUGGAAAAAUAGAAAUUCAAGUCGGAUUGUUGGAAAGGGAUCAGAAAAGCUAGGUGAAAAUGUAAAAAAAAGAAGAAAAAAUCUAGUUUCUUGAGAAUUGAGAAACAAAAAUCAAUUUUCAAGUACUGAAUCUAAACUCUUCAAUAUUCAAGGCAAUGUGAAGAGAGAGAUAUUCCAAUAUUGAAUAGUGAAUGUUUCUGAGUCUUGCAACGAUACAGUGUUCAAUGAAAAUUCCGGAAAAAAUCAAAAAAUAUUCCAAACAGAAAAAAAAUUCAAGACCAGAAUCAACGUUCGGGUGUUCAAAGCCCUCGAAAAGGAGGAAAAGCGUGGAAAAAAGAAACUUGGGGCAAGUAGUUUCUCGCCCACACGUACACACACUCGCCACAGUCGUGCUGGUGUCACGUUUCUCGAGGUGUUGCCGACGUCGGACUGA
Messenger RNA from Caenorhabditis auriculariae, 783 nucleotides. The record is from the annotation of a GenBank genome assembly. Lineage: Eukaryota; Metazoa; Nematoda; Chromadorea; Rhabditida; Rhabditidae.